Choloepus didactylus (southern two-toed sloth) is the source of this 2924-nucleotide messenger RNA. It is a transcript of the gene CASTOR2, whose product is annotated as cytosolic arginine sensor for mTORC1 subunit 2. Lineage: Eukaryota; Metazoa; Chordata; Mammalia; Pilosa; Megalonychidae. The transcript has 9 exons. Gene Ontology annotation, biological process: cellular response to L-arginine; negative regulation of TORC1 signaling. The coding region runs from base 142 to 1131 and encodes 329 amino acids. The record is from RefSeq and is a predicted model, not a curated record. Gene Ontology annotation, cellular component: cytosol.
GCCGCCGCCCCCCGCCCGCGCCGGAGCUCGCCGUCCCCCGGGCCGGUGCCCGCCGCGGCUCGGGGCCGGCUGGGGCGCGCAGGGGGCGGGGGCCGCCGGCUCGCCCCCCGCCGAUGAGCCGCCGCCGAGCGCGGGCGGACGAUGGAACUCCACAUCCUGGAGCACCGGCUGCAAGUUGCCAGCGUCGCCAAGGAGAGUAUCCCGCUCUUCACCUACGGCUUGAUCAAACUUGCCUUCCUGUCCUCCAAGACCAGGUGCAAGUUCUUCAGUCUGACCGAGACGCCAGAGGAUUACACCAUCAUCGUCGAUGAGGAAGGCUUCCUGGAGCUGCCCUCCUCGGAGCACCUGAGCGUGGCGGACGCCCCCUGGCUGGCUCUGAACGUGGUGUCCGGUGGCGGUAGCUUCUCCAGCUCCCAGCCCAUCGGGGUGACCAAGAUCGCCAAGUCUGUGAUCGCCCCGCUCGCCGACCAGAACAUCUCCGUGUUCAUGCUCUCCACCUACCAGACCGACUUCAUCCUGGUGCGUGAGCGGGACCUGCCCUUCGUCACCCACACCCUAUCCUCCGAGUUCACCAUCCUGCGGGUUGUCAACGGCGAGACGGUGGCAGCCGACAACCUCGGCAUCACCAACGGCUUCGUGAAGCCCAAGUUGGUGCAGAGGCCUGUCAUCCAUCCGCUGUCCAGCCCCAGCAACAGGUUCUGUGUCACCAGCCUGGACCCCGACACACUGCCCGCCGUUGCCACUCUCCUCAUGGACGUCAUGUUCUACUCCAAUGGAGUGAAGGACCCCUUGGCUGCCGGCGAAGACUGUGGCCACAUCCGCUUCUUCUCCUUCUCCCUCAUUGAGGGCUACAUCUCCCUGGUGAUGGACGUGCAGACCCAGCAGAGGUUCCCUAGUAAUCUGUUGUUCACGAGCGCAUCGGGAGAGCUCUGGAAGAUGGUGCGGAUUGGAGGCCAGCCCCUGGGAUUUGAUGAGUGUGGGAUCGUGGCCCAGAUCUCCGAGCCCCUGGCGGCUGCCGACAUCCCCGCCUACUACAUCAGCACGUUCAAGUUCGACCACGCUCUGGUACCAGAAGAAAACAUCCACGGUGUCAUCAGUGCCCUGCAAGUCAGUCAAGCCGAAAAGCAUUAGAAGGGCCUCUGACCCCCUCCCUGUCUGCUCCCCAGGCCCAGAGCCUGGCCCCCACCCCGAAGGUUGUUCUUGCAGUAUUUCUCGACAGACUGGAAAAUCAGCCCCAAGGACCCCCGAAGAAGGGGCUUCUGGGAGACCCCCUUCCCCACAACUGCUGACUCCCCAGGCCUGGGGCCCAAGCCCAGGCCUCCCCCUGCCCUCCCGCCUUCUCAGAACCCCCAGACCCUCUAGGGAAUGGCCCACCUCCCUCCCCUAAACUCCCCCCCAGAAAAUGAUUCCUGGGGGCCUGGAAGCUUGCAAGCAGAUCCAUCUUAUCAGCCAGCCUCGCCCACAUCGACGGGCGGAUGCCAAAGGAUGCUGGUGUUCCCCCAAGACGCUGGGGUACUGUUUCUCAUGUCAUCCUGGGGGGUUGGCAGAGAGGGGCUGGGUUUGUGGAGCCCCCUCUGGGGGGGGCUGACAACAGUGGUUGCUGGUCUCUGGUUCCAUCAGCUCGGGACUGGUUCCCUCAGAGUGGAGACCAGGGGGCCAUCCCCAGUCCCACAGGCUCAGACAGGAGCACGGACGGGGUCCCCCAGCUGGGGAGGACCCCAGCCACCAGAACGUCGCCUGCUGGCCACAGGGCCUGCACCCCGACUCCCAGCAAGACUGCCAAGACGGACCCCGUCCGGCCCUGCCCGCCCAGCACAAGCACUCACUUCUUGGGUGGGGGUCCCAGGAGACCCACCAGCCUGGAGCCUGAGCUCCCGACCCUCCCCGGGCAGGCAGAGCACCCCAGUCUCCCCCAAGUGGAGGGGGAAGGCAUCCCCAGCAUUCUGGGCCUGGGGUCUCUUAGGUGAGCCACCCCCCACCAACAGUUGACUAGACCAGCAUAGGACUCUCCCCCUCCCCCUCCCCCUCUUGGGGGGCGUCAAAGGCCUCUGCCCCCACCUCACCUGCCUGCCCACCUGGUCUGGGGACUGUGGCAUUCGUGAGUACUUGACGUGGGAGGUGGCGUAACUGAGCCUUAAUAGAGAAAACCGUACCUUGUUUUAGUUUUUUAUUUCACGGCUUUGCACCCGGGCUGCUGUGGGCCGCAGCUUCUGCUAGCAGGGGACAGGCCCGCGUGCAUCUGUGGGGGGCCUGGCAGGUUCAUUACACGAUGAUGGUACCCAGGUGCCCCCCACCAGGCUCCCCGCCGGCCACGUCACAGGGCCAAGGCAACCGAGUUUCAGAGAGCAGGGGGCCCCCAGGAUGGUGGGGGGGUCUCUGUCUCCCGCCAGCCGGGCACACCCCCCGAGUGAGCAGGCCCCGAAGGCCCCGCUGUCCCUCCCUGGGAUGUCCUCCCCAGCCCCCUUUCUCGGGCAAGAGCUGAAUCGUGCUGCAACCGAGAAGGUUAGAGCAGAAGCGACGUUUUCCGGGCCUGGUGAGGGCCUCGCCUGAGCCCCCCUGCCCUGAUUCCGGAAACCUAUGGAAGCGGGGAGCUGGCGCCAAGCCUUGCACCCCUGGUUAGGAACCCACUUUUUGUUUUAAAGUUCAUUUAUUUUGCACAAAAGUCCAAAACAACCAAAACUUGUAGGCUGUUUGCUGGUUCUGAAAGCGGGGUGGGCCGAGUGGGCGGGGCCGUGGCUGGCGCCCCGAGUCCCCAUCCUCGUGAGGCCUUGACUUUCCAGGGUGCGCCUCUCAGAACCCCUCUCUGUCCGAGUCCCCGGUCAUCACUUCUCUGCCAUUCCUUCCUGCCGUGCCAGCGUGUCGGCCCGAGACUGCCCAGGCCGUGUCCGUUGUACACGCCUAUAAAUUCCUGUUUUAUGUUGAUA